AUGUGUCGCUGCCACGUACUCCGCCUCGGUCGUCGACAACGCAAUAAUCUCCUGGCGUUUCGAACUCCAAGAGACCGCGCCGCCGUCGAUGAGGAAAGCAUAGCCCGAAAUCGCCUUCCGAUCUUCGUGCAUCGACCCAUCUGCGUCCGUAUAGCCUACCAGAUCCAGCCCCUGCGCACCAUAGCUUCCCAAUGCGCUCUCCCGGGAUUGUCUGAAAAACGCGAAAGAAACGAGACGGCAUACGUGAUGUCCGGCCGCGUACCAAGUGACGCGUACAUCAACGAGCCCACAGCCUCGCGAUACGGGAUGUCGCGCAUGGCGGCAGCCUCAGCGGUCGUCUGCGGUGACUGCGCACUCGACAGCGUCGUGUUCGGGUCCAUAGGCGUGGGCGAGCGUGCGCGCGGUGCGAUCGCGUUCUACGGCGAAUCCGAGGAUCCAAUGGAUCUCACCCAAAUCCGAGAUUCCGAACGCCUUUCGGAGUUGCGCCUUCACCUCGUCGAUCAAGGCGCGCGACGACGUGACGAUAGUCAGGUCAUCGACGUGUACAACGAUCACGAUGAGGUCAGUCCCCUCUAUGCGAAAGAAGACGGCCUGGUCAACAUCGCACUGUACCAUGCGGAGGAAUUCCUGCAGCGCACGCAGGAGUUUCUUGUGCCAGUGACGAGCACUCUGGCGGAGGCCAUACAGAGGUCGGAGAAGUCGCAGCACCAUCCCAGGCUCUUUUGUGAGGUUUGUCCCAGGAGGCACUCUUCACAUCAAUCUGGUGGACCUCAAAAUCGUGACGAGCAGCGAACGUGCCUUCUCAAGACGCCACGUACCGUGUGCCUCAAGAGCACGCAGUUCCUCCACGAUCGCCUCUUCCCAGCGUGGCCACUCCGGCCUUUUCUUCGCCUCGCCUAUCGUCCUUGGCUCCAGUCCCUCAACAUCCGCCAUCUUCGCCGCCAUCGCAACGCCUCCUAUUGGCUCUUCAAGCUCCCCCUGAAGCGAAGCUUCAGCGCUGCGGGAUUUUUCAGCCUCAUCAGGCACUUGCAUACCGGUGGGCAGUUUCUUUGA
Sparassis crispa is the source of this 1053-nucleotide messenger RNA. RefSeq lists its product as hypothetical. The transcript has 5 exons. The coding region runs from base 1 to 1053 and encodes 350 amino acids. The record is from RefSeq and is a predicted model, not a curated record. Lineage: Eukaryota; Fungi; Basidiomycota; Agaricomycetes; Polyporales; Sparassidaceae.